Messenger RNA from Neolamprologus brichardi, 1170 nucleotides. The record is from RefSeq and is a predicted model, not a curated record. Lineage: Eukaryota; Metazoa; Chordata; Actinopteri; Cichliformes; Cichlidae.
AUGUUCACCGUACCUGUACCAAAAGCUCAGCUGCAGAAGCAAACUCUUUUUACAUCUAAUGAAACUGCUGGAAACGUUUACAGGGUCGCUGCUCUUCUGUAUGAGAGAGAAAGUAAAACUUUAUUUGCCUUUGCAGAGCAGAGGAAGACUUCAGAUGAUGCCAGUGGAGAAAAGCUGGUUAUGAGAACAGGAAAGAUCAAGGAGGGAUCCUCUAAGAAGACGGUUCAGUGGUCAGAGCUCAAAGAGGUGGAAAAGGCACUUAUCAAAGGAUACCGUCCAAUGAACCCCUGCCCGGUGUAUGACAAGGUCAACAACAAACUAGACGCUAUCACUGAAAUGUACCAGAAAGAAAACUGUGACAACAGGACCCGUCUCUGCUUCAUCACAAGUGAGGAUCUCGGAGAAACCUGGAGCGAUGUGACCGAUUUGACGUACGAACUGAGUGAAAUAAAAAACUGGUCCACAUUUGCUGUUGGGCCAGGCCAUGGGAUUCAAACAGAGAGUGGUAGACUGAUUAUCCCAGUUUAUGCUUAUUGCACAAGUACUUGCCUCUUGCAUUGCUGUUGUAAACCAGUUGCAUGUUUGUUCGGUUGCUGUUGUAAAUCGUAUGCACUCUCACUGUAUAGUGAUAAUCAUGGUGAAAACUGGAAAUUUGGUGAACUGUUUAAUACGGUAUCAGUUGAGUGUGAAAUGGCUGAACUUUCCAAAGACCACAUCUACUGCAACGCCUGUAAUGUGGGCAGCUAUCGAGUGGAAGCAGUUAGUGAUCAUAAUGGAGUUAAGUUCAACAUUCUCCAACCUGGAAACAAGCUUAUGGAAACAGGUUCAGGCUGUCAGGGAAGUGUGAUCUCCUUCCCAGCUCAACAAGAAAGUGCAAACACAGAAAGUGACCCCAGCCAGAACCUUGUAAAGUGGCUGCUGUUCACGCACCCAACCAGUCCGAAAGACAGGGUUGAGUUAGGAGUGUAUCUGAACAUGUAACCACCUCAGAUAAAAGCAUGGAUCAAACCCUGGAUCAUUAAUGAUGGACCCAGUGGUUACUCAGACCUGGCUUACAUUGAUGAUGGCUGCUUUGCAUGUCUGUUCGAGUGUGGGCAGCAGGAAAUACAUGAGCAGAUAGCCUUUGUUGUCUUUCACUACACUGACAUCAAGGAAGGGACUGAACUGUAG